CUUUCCUCAGCAGGUUUGAGCUACAUGCGCUCUGUACGUACAGACGCACCUUCAGCACUGCCUGGGCACGCUGCUCUGUGCUCGUAGACGUCGUCGCGUUCGCAGCUUCCCUAUCCAGCUGAGUCGAUAACCACAAAGACCAGCGACUGGUAGGAGCCGAUAGCUCACCACUACCCGGACAGCACCAAUCGAGGUAGAUGCGAAAAUUGAUCACCUUCCCGAGAACGUUUGAAGAGAUGGACAACCACGACACUCCCCCGUCGCAGCAGGCCUGGAUCAAGGAAGAAUGUGCCGAUGAGGACCCAGACCUGAGUAGUUCCCCAAUAGAUCUGCAUCAACAAAACGCGACAGCGCACCAGCGAAGAAGCACGUCAUCGUCUUCACCGGAACAGCACUUGGAACGAGAUUAUGUGUCAGAUCAGAGCCAUCCACACGAUGAAUCCAGGGAGGCAUCACCUAUCAAGUGCGAGCUCGAAAAUGAGCCGAGCAUCGCUAAAGGAAGCAAUGCGGAAUCGGCAAUAUAUUACGCCGGAAAAUAUUCCGGCCCUUUCACUGACACUUAUUACCAGGCGCCUUCAACGUCCAUGGCGAGCCCCCACAUUGUGGACGGGUCGUCAACCGUGCUUCGGUACCAGCCUGCUUCAGCCGUUGCGAACUCUACCCCUUAUUACACCGCACCGUCUCCAGUCGUGCAAGGCAGUGCAGCCAGGGAAUCCGUGCUUUUGGAUGACCAGAGCGCAACGUAUUCUCAUCUGACGCCUGCGAGCACCGAGCACCUGUCGUACUCUCCCAGUAGCCCGUACGAGAUGCGAGCCAAUAACAAGACGUACCAGUACUCUCCUCAGGAUUCUUCACCAUCUAGUAACACCAUGAUGUCACCCGAUAUGUGGUCGCCGGCUUCUCCGCAGCAGCAGGAUGACUACGGGAAGCUGAGUAACCAGUGUCUCCCUCCGAUGUCUGUGGCAUCCUGUCGCCUUCAGCAUAGCCCUUCUAGUCACCAUCAGUUGAGCCCGACGCGCACGACGGCCAAUGGACUUCACCAUCACUAUUCGCCAUUUCUCUCAUCGGAGCAUCAGACCGGACAGUGGGGUCAUACUUUGGACAGCACCUCAACGAAUACUACAAACUCGAUGCAGCAGUACGGAGCGCUGAAUUCGGAUAAGCGAUUCAUUGACAUGGAUUACUUCGGAUGUGAAGGCCGAGAAUGUGUCAACUGCGGGGCGAUAUCUACGCCUCUAUGGCGUCGGGAUGGUACAGGACACUAUCUCUGCAAUGCGUGUGGACUCUACAAUAAGAUGAACGGUGCACACCGACCCAUCAUCAAGACUCCCAGGAGACUGUCGGCGUCCCGUCGAAUGGGCCUGACGUGUUCCAACUGUCAGACGAACACCACAUCUCUAUGGAGGAGGAACAACGUUGGGGAGCCAGUCUGCAAUGCAUGCGGUCUUUACUUCCGAUUGCAUGGGGUGAAUCGUCCGCUAGCCAUGAAGAAGGACAGCAUUCAGACUCGCAAACGCAAGCCGAAGGGUUCGACUGGCAGCUCUCAAGGCGGAGCUACUGGCAAGACCCACGAGCAGAACCUCGUUACUCCUCCUAUACUGAUUCCAGCAACAUCUGGAACCAUGGAGCACCACCACCACGGCAACAGCAGGAUCCCUGAGCCUCUCAUGGGUAAAGACACCACACACCAUUUCUUGGCAUGGACAACGGCACGCACCGACGUCAACGGACUCCUGAACAAGACCUCUCUGCCGCACAUCAGCCUCGGUUUGCCGUUCGGCUUCAGCCAGACCCAGAUCUCCUCUUCGACACAGUCGCCAGUGAGCCACGUCACCAGCAACGGCUCCCGUAUUCCUUCCGUGGUGACGCUGUCUCCAGUCGUAGCCUACGGCAACUCUUGCGCUGCAUCCGGGACCGGGGUUAGGCAGAGUAGCACCUACUCGUUGCCCGCUAUUCAUGCUGCACCAGGAAUGUCUGCACUAGAAUCGGUGACUCCCGAUCACUCGCCAGAACGCGCCACCAACCUCAUGACGCUCUCUUCUUGAGCUGCACGUUCAUUGACACGGGGUCAUUUUCAAUCCAAAUGUGCCUUUUGUAUAUACUUGCCGAAUACUCGUGCUUCUCGUACAGGUCCGCCGUGGGGUGAAAAGAAAAGCGCUGUUCGGGCUUUCAGUUGUUGGUUGCGGCGUCUUAAUGGUGUAACAUUCAUUGCCGUACGAUGUGGUGUCUAUAAACUCCCUGUACUUUCUAGGGUAUUCUUUGUUCGCGAUAAAGUCUACUGGUCGUCGUCUGCAAAGCACAGGCCAAUAAUAUAAGGUUUCGCUGUGAAUUUUAAGUCGAUAAACAGUCUUAUUUUCGCUCUGUUCGCACCGUUGACUGAUCGAGCGAAUCUGUAAGUGAGAAUUCGGAUUUCGCUUCUGGAGCAGAUUUCGUGUGUUGAGGUGUAUGACUUCGUGCCUUACUUUCAGCGUAUAAGAUGACAGUGCAUAUAAAAAAGGAAGAAACGAAGUGGAAACGCACAGUGUUGCCACAGUCGGUGUUUCCUGUUUCUGGUGCGGACAGCAAAAUUUUAUUAGUUCGUUAUUGUGCUCGCGUACUUCACUGCAGAAUAUCAAAACCCACCCUAUAUCACAUCGCUUACAUAUUGCGAGAAAAAUUUAACUUACAUUUUCAUCGAAAAAGAAAAGUACAGCGCAUCGAAUUAGUCUGAACGGCCCAGAAUAAGUGGCACGACAAUUGGCCAUUGGGUAUCGUACUAUCUUUUCGUUUCGUUCUCUCAAAUAUGCUGUUGCAACGAUCCUCAACUGGUCACGUGGAGGUGGGGGCUACCAAUAGGUGAACUUUUCACUCCAUUCCUUACGCACCCUGGCGAGCCUUCUACGAUCAUGAGACAUAAAAAAAAAAGAAAGAAAAAGGAAAAUAACGCUGCAUGGUGGGUCACGUGUCGGCUGGUUUUAACAUCUCUGUAGUUACCAAUCCGUGCCAUGGUAUUCAAUCGGAAUUAAAUGCACUUUGUCGAUCUCUUGCGUUGAACGGCAAUAUUUCUUUAAUUUAGUACAUCAGUGCCUUUCCCAAUGUGCUUCACUUAUAGUCCUAAGGAAGACGGGCGAAUGUUUAAAUAGGAAGCAAUGCAAAUGUUGUACAUACGUCUAUUUUGGAAAAGCGAUCCCUUACGGUGAGUGACACAAAGUACAAAGCGUCGUAAUGUGGAAAUCAGUGUCCUAAACAUGUACUUUAAAUUCUACUGCGUGAUGCGUGUAAUUCGUGCGUCGUCUCAAUAUAUAUGAUGUAUGAAUUUGGCUGUUUGUUAGUCUUUAGGUUUGCAAGCUAUAGACAAGCUUUCUUUCUUUUUCCUGUCCACAUGGAUGCGUUUCGUCUUCAUGUUGUUGUGACACACGAAAUUGUGCUCACGUGAAUUUGCUCUGUUGUGUAACAUGGAGCUGUCCUUGUAAUUGGAGUAUUAAAGCUCAAACACUGUUUCA
Ornithodoros turicata is the source of this 3482-nucleotide messenger RNA. Its product is annotated as transcription factor GATA-4-like. Gene Ontology annotation, molecular function: RNA polymerase II cis-regulatory region sequence-specific DNA binding; zinc ion binding; DNA-binding transcription factor activity, RNA polymerase II-specific. The transcript is spliced from 6 exons. Lineage: Eukaryota; Metazoa; Arthropoda; Arachnida; Ixodida; Argasidae. The record is from RefSeq and is a predicted model, not a curated record. Gene Ontology annotation, biological process: negative regulation of transcription by RNA polymerase II; positive regulation of transcription by RNA polymerase II; cell fate commitment. The coding region runs from base 198 to 2045 and encodes 615 amino acids.